This is a messenger RNA of Suillus discolor, 1522 nucleotides long. RefSeq lists its product as uncharacterized. The record is from RefSeq and is a predicted model, not a curated record. Bases 95 to 1327 code for a protein of 410 amino acids. The transcript has 9 exons. NCBI's taxonomy places the organism in Eukaryota, Fungi, Basidiomycota, Agaricomycetes, Boletales, Suillaceae.
CAAAAGGUCGUGCUUAUGAAUCAUUUCUCUUUGUCUUUCAUAAUCAGUCAGUUCAUCCGACCGCGACUUAGGGGAGACUGCUACUCAGUACCGGAUGGCAAAGAGUAAAACAGGACCCCCGUACACAGAUCGCAAUGCGGAAUAUGUCGUCGUCACCACCCCGUGGGGGAUGAAUCGCGUCCCCAGGAGUCGCGUCCCGGAGGACUCUAAUAGGCUGGCAGCGUGGGUCCAACUUAUCCUCCAGGACAAAGAUAUAGAUGCGAAAGUUGAAUGCAUAUUUGGUAUGGGGACAAGAGAUGAAGUCAUUGUUCAACUUCCAAAGGGAACAGAUAUUCAGCCACUUCUUGGGGAGCAUAAGUUGGUGAUUAUUUCAAAGAAGUGGGAUGGGAAUCCAAACGAUGGUAGAGCAUCCUGUUUCUUUGAAUACAAUUUUCGCAACAACGGUGACCCCAAUAAUCAUAACUGGGCAGCAGAAUAUCCUCAUGUUACUUCAAAGUUUGUACCUCCUGUAAAGUUGCCUUACCCGGAACCAGGCUGGGCUGAGCCCCCUCGCUCCAUUCGCAGUCUUGUCCUUCCAAUACCACCUAGACCACUACCUACCCCAGAAGCUGAGCCAACACCAAUUCCUGUUCCAACAACAAUCCCUGUCGCCGUAUCUCAAGAAACAACACAUCUACCUCAUGUUCCUCCGCCCGCAGCACCUGCCAAUAUCACUUCUGCAUUCAGACCUUACGAGCCCCCUACGCAGCACCCUGCUCACGGAAUAUUCAUCAACGAGGCAAAUCAGCCAAGGAAUCCUUCAGCGGAACGAGAAAGCAACCAGCCAACUCCAGCCGAAGGUAAACACGUUCCAGCCCAGAAAUACAUGAAAAAGCUAGAUCCCUACCAGGAAGAGGAAGACGCUCUGGCGUUCUUGCAAACAUCUCCACCAGAUUCUCAAAGUGACUCGAAGCCUGUUAAACUUGAACACGUCAAAACAGAACCGUCUGGAAUGGGCUCUGACCCUGAUUACCAGCCACCUCCUGAACUAAUAGACGCGGUCAACAGUUUAUUACAGAAGCAGAGCGAGGAACAGAAAGUUGUAGUCUGUGAAGGAUCGAGCAUGACCGCUGGACCCCCGCUAGGGCCUCCAACUUCUUACCGGCCAUCUGCAGAGCUCAUGGAUCCAGAUGACAACCAAAUGCUGGAGCAGAAUCUCGACGAAAAGCCUUUCGCCAAGAACAUCCCUGGGCAACUGCGAGACUCUCGGCAGAAGCCUUGUGCGUCAUUACCAAUCUUACUGGCGAGCCUACGUGACAUUGCGUACCUCAGACUUUCGGCCAUGUGAAAUUAACGUUGCACAUCAACAGAGCAAAGCUAGUGAAGACGAACAGAAGUUGGUUCUGGACCUACCACCGCAAAACAAGAGGAAAAAUAUGGACGGAAGACAUCCAGCGACGAAAAAGAUCAAGGUGGAAGAGGCAUAGAAUCUCACAUUGUACUUCCGAAUGAAACUACCAUUUACCCAUCCAUGCUAUCAACC